CGUCAUUUGAUAGUAGUUGCCUGAACUGAUUUUGCUUUUUUCAGUCAGUUUAGAAUCCUUGUGGAGUUUUAGUCGUGAUCACCUUAUACUCGCCAUUCCGAAAAUCACGGUGGCCGCAAACUCUUUGAAUUCGCUCUUUGGCAAAGGGACUGGACAAGCUGUAAAAGAGAUGGCAUUUCAGAAUAGUUUGCUAUACCGUGCAGUCAGAAGAAGAGGUUGCCUGGUGUUGAAGUGCCUACUGGUCUUAACUAUUGUUGCUUAUGUUGGACUCAGUUGUUUGGAUUACGCUCUUUACGCGGGAAACAAACCAGGGGCUGCCCCACCUCCGUGUUCCGAGACCGACGAAUACAGAGCUAUUCUCAUGGAUCUUGCCUACAAGACUCACUUAAUAUUGGACAACCUGGGAGUGGAACACUGGUUGAUGUACGGCUCUCUGUGGGGUCCCCUGCGUGGAAUUCAUGAGCCACUCCCAUGGGACUUUGACGUGGACUAUGGAAUUAACGGAAGCAGUGGGAUCUUCCAGAAAAUGACUUGGGAAGAAUUUAAAGCUAAACUUUCGGAGGCAGGGGUGAGAGUAUUUGAUAAGUUAAAAUCAACUGGGUCGUUGACAUUGAGACCAAAAUCAAGUGGUGCCAAUGUAGACAUAUAUCUCUAUUAUGACCGUGGAGGCUACAUGAUGAGGUCUGGGUACGAGCCAUGGCUGCUUUGCAUACAUUAUCUACUUUACCAUAGGUUUCCUUCCAGACUUGUGCAGAAACCGCUGCCCAAGGUCAAGUUUGGCCACUUUAACGUUUCUGUCCCGAGGGAAGGAAUAGAAAUAAUGAAAUAUUUGUAUCGAUUUAACUGGUGGAAGGUUGUCAAACCGGUGGGUUGCGAAUAAGCAUUUGGAAUUUCAAGUCAAGUGGCGUGACGAGUGAAACUAGCACCAUUAAGUUCUGGAAAAAACAAUGAGCGAGAAUCUGACUGUCUCAAAUUGUGACCCCCUGUUGAGUUCACUCGGAGGCAAAAAAUACCUUUGUAUAUGGACAUAAGGUACACUGCUUCUGAGUGAAUGAAUGAACGAACGAACGAACGAACGAACGAACGAACGAACGA
Messenger RNA from Orbicella faveolata, 1095 nucleotides. Its product is annotated as ribitol 5-phosphate transferase FKRP-like. The record is from RefSeq and is a predicted model, not a curated record. Lineage: Eukaryota; Metazoa; Cnidaria; Anthozoa; Scleractinia; Merulinidae.